Micropterus dolomieu (smallmouth bass) is the source of this 1381-nucleotide messenger RNA. Lineage: Eukaryota; Metazoa; Chordata; Actinopteri; Centrarchiformes; Centrarchidae. The record is from the annotation of a RefSeq genome assembly.
AUGCUAAAAGUCUUGGUCCCUACCCUAAUGCUAAUUCCAACAAUCUGAAUAACCCCUGCCAAAUGGCUUUGACCCGCAACCCUCCUUCAUAGUCUGACAAUUGCCCUUAUUAGCCUAACCUGAUUAAAAAAUCUAUUAGAGACUGGCUGAUCCUCCCUUAACCUGUAUAUGGCUACAGACCCCCUCUCCACCCCACUUCUAGUACUAACCUGCUGACUACUCCCACUCAUAAUUCUUGCAAGCCAGAAUCAUACAACCUCUGAGCCUAUUAACCGUCAACGCAUAUUUAUUACGCUUCUUACAUCCCUUCAAGCCUUCCUAAUCAUAGCCUUUAGCGCCACUGAGAUUAUUAUGUUUUAUGUCAUAUUUGAAGCCACCCUUAUCCCCACCUUGUUUCUCAUUACCCGUUGGGGUAAUCAAACAGAACGCCUUAAUGCAGGUACCUACUUCCUAUUUUAUACCCUGGCGGGCUCACUCCCCCUUCUCGUUGCCCUCCUAUUACUUCAAAACAGCACGGGCACCCUCUCCCUAUUAACCCUUCAGUACUCUGCCCCCCUUUCCCUCACAACCUACGCUGAUAAACUUUGAUGAGCCGGAUGCCUACUAGCCUUUCUGGUUAAGAUGCCGCUUUACGGAGUCCAUCUCUGGCUACCCAAAGCACAUGUAGAAGCCCCAAUUGCUGGCUCAAUAAUCCUCGCUGCCGUCCUCCUCAAACUUGGAGGCUACGGCAUAAUACGAAUAAUAGUUGUCCUAGAGCCCCUUACCAAGGAACUCAGCUAUCCCUUCAUUAUUUUUGCACUCUGAGGGGUGGUCAUAACGGGCUCAAUUUGCUUACGCCAAACGGACCUAAAAUCCCUGAUCGCCUAUUCCUCCGUUGGCCACAUGGGCCUGGUUGUGGGAGGCAUCCUCAUUCAAACCCCCUGGGGCUUCACAGGGGCCCUUAUUCUCAUAAUUGCACAUGGACUUACGUCCUCCGCCCUAUUUUGUCUUGCAAACACAAACUACGAACGCACACACAGUCGGACUAUGGUCUUAGCUCGAGGCCUACAAAUUGCCCUCCCCUUAAUGACAUCCUGAUGAUUUAUUGCCAGCCUAGCAAACCUGGCUCUUCCUCCCCUGCCCAACCUCAUAGGUGAGCUUAUAAUUAUUACCUCCCUAUUUAACUGAUCUUGGUGAACCUUGGCCCUUACAGGGGCCGGGACACUAAUUACUGCCGGCUAUUCACUUUAUAUAUUUCUCAUAACACAACGAGGCCCCCUCCCUACACACAUUAUUGCACUAGACCCCUCCCACUCCCGAGAACACUUACUUAUAGCCCUCCACCUUCUCCCCCUCCUGCUUCUAAUCCUCAAACCUGAAUUAAUCUGAGGAUGGGCCGCGU